Molecule: messenger RNA, 522 nt
Organism: Pichia kudriavzevii
Lineage: Eukaryota; Fungi; Ascomycota; Pichiomycetes; Pichiales; Pichiaceae
Exons: 1
Coding region: 1-522 (173 amino acids)
Source: RefSeq, a predicted model, not a curated record
AUGCAAUUGUACAACCACAUUAGAUUCAUCCCUAUUAGAAAUGCUCAGCGCAACAUCAAUUGUAAUAAUUCCAUCCCAUGUUGUGGUUGCCCCUUCUUUCUUUCUCACAACUGCCAAAAAGGGGGAAACCCACCCUCAUACGCACUACACCGUCGCGUCGACAUCGAUAUCGAUAUCGAUAUCUUUUUUCCCCCCCCCCCCCAGAAACCUACACUCCUCCACCGUCGCGUCGCGUCGUCGUCCCGUUUUCCUAAAACAGUUUUAAAAUACAAACCCUACGCGGCCUUUUUAUUUUUUUUAUUUUUUUUUCAGAAACACCAUGGUAAAAAAAAUACCAGCAACGACUUUUGGCCUACUCUUGACGACUUGUCCGUGUCGCGACUUCUCGGAUCCGACAAUUGCUUCCCCUUCCCCUUCUCCUUCUUCCCCCCCCCCCCUACACAGUCACUCACCGUGGAAAUUCCGAAAGAGGCCAUCCUCACACGGGAGAGAGUCGCAUUACCCAUUGUCUUUUUCCCAUGA